Molecule: messenger RNA, 252 nt
Organism: Aspergillus tanneri
Lineage: Eukaryota; Fungi; Ascomycota; Eurotiomycetes; Eurotiales; Aspergillaceae
Exons: 2
Coding region: 1-252 (83 amino acids)
Source: RefSeq, a predicted model, not a curated record
AUGCCUCGGGCCGCAACCUUGUCAGUUGUCAUGGUCACGGGCCGCCAACGCAUCCCCAACUCACCUUGCGCCCAAAAUGCAAGUUUGUCCAAUCACGCGGCGGAAACUGCGCUCUACGUUGAUGCUCUCCAAUCACUCAAAGCCAUGUCGGUGACCGAUUGUGUUUCGGUCCACUCCUUUCAGUCGCGGUGGCUGGGCCAAGGAGGCUGGGAGAUCCGAAUCCCUACACCACCCAACCACCGGAGCACUUAA